Messenger RNA from Theobroma umbraticum, 2563 nucleotides. Lineage: Eukaryota; Viridiplantae; Streptophyta; Magnoliopsida; Malvales; Malvaceae. The record is from RefSeq and is a predicted model, not a curated record.
UUUUGGGUUUUUUUUUUUUAAAAAAAUUCGUUUGAUUGAAUUGGACUUGGAAUGAUCAUAUAUUUCUGGGGUUUGAUUGAUAAAUUUUAUCUUCUUUUUUCAAAUUCUGGGUCCUUCUUGUUUGUCAUUUUUGAGGUUGCUUGAUGCUAAAGUUUGGCCUUUUCAUUGAAUCUUUGUAGGUGUUUCUUUGUUUGAUAGGAUAUAUCAAGUUUUUGGUUUGAAUUAAUGUGUUCUUUUUUUAUGGAAAUUUAGCUUCUUUGAUUUGUGAUUUCCAUGUUCUUUGUAUUGGUUAUUACUAAGAACUAAUUUAUGUGGAGAAACGUAAGUUAUGUCUCUGCAUGGAAAAGAGAGUUUUUAAACAAUUAACAGAGGUUUUAGCCAUUAAAUUUUCUUUGUUUAUGGGGAAAUAAAAGCUAUGUGGAGAAUAUGUUACAAUUGAAUUUAGAUCAUAGGGGUAAAUAAAGAAAUUAAGUUUAUAUAAUUUGACUGUUGGUAAUUGAAGUUUUCAUUUAGUUGGUUUUAGGAUAUAAUAGAAAUGAUUCUUCGAGUACAUUUAGAUCUAACACAAUCUUAUUCUGUGUCAGGAUGGAAAUUUAGCAUCUUCUUUUUUUUUUUUUAUUGAUAAAGUUGAUUCCAAUUUAGGGUUUUGUCAGAAAAGAUGGUACCUUUUUCUCAACUCUUUUUGGGCUUCUUUUUAAGCAAGGUGAUCUGGAUUCUUAACUUAUAAGAAAUGGUGCUCACUUUCGGAAGGAUAUUGCUGGAGCAAUUGUCCUUAGAUUGAAUAAAGUAAAUUGAUAAUUCAUCAUUUGUUUAUUUAGAAAACUUUUUAACUUUUUAGAACAAAUUUGAAUCUAUUUUAACUAGUUUUUAGUUUUUUCAAGGUUUUAUUUUGACACACUUGGACAGAGUAGCACACCUUUAAUACAAACAGCAAUUAAUUUCAUUUUCAUUGUUAAUAUGAAAUAGUUCCAUAUGCUGGUUCUGUAUGGAUAAUUGAUUUUGAAAUAGCUUGAAAAAUCUGGAACAACUUAUAUAUCAACUGGUCAAUUUCAAGGAAGGAAUAAUUUUUUAUUUUCCGUCGUUUUAAUAGGAUAGUGAACUAACCUCCUCUAGCAAGUAUAUAUUGCUGCAGUAUCUUAAUUUGAUGCUUGAAGCAGAGCCUUUUGUUUUUCAGGAUUGCCAAGUGUUCACUGAGAUGAUUUAGUGGAAAAUAUGCUUGAAGUCGAUGAUUAUGUAUCAACAAGAUUCAGAUAUCGUGCAUUGGUUUCUGGGCUGUGACCCGUUUUAUCAUUCUGCAUAUAAUAGUGACAUAAGACAACAUGAUGCUGGUGACACAUAUCAUCAUGCACAUUAUUUUAGAGAUCAUACUGAUACACAAAGCACCCAGAUAGAGAAUGAUGAGGUUAUUGCCCGUACCCUUCAGGAAGAAUUCUCACAUCUAGCGGUGUCAGAAGCUUCUCAAUCUUUUCAUUCUGGAGAACAGCAGUUGCAAUCUUACAGUGAACCUCAUGAUUGGCAUAGUUCAUCAACAGGGGACUAUUAUUAUUCAGGCUAUGAAUAUGCCCAGGAUGGAUCUGGUGAUUUGGUGCCACUUAGUUCAUGCUCUAGCCCCAGUGAUUCAGAGGAUUUUUCCUGCUCUCUGGAGCUGACUGAUGGUUAUUUACUAGAUGAUGAUGAAGUAGGCAAGAGGUUGAAUCAAAUGAUUCCUAUUCCUCAUGUCCCUAGAAUCAACGGAGAAAUACCAUCAAUUGAUGAAGCAAUGUCAGAUCAUGAAAGGUUGUUGAACAGAUUGCAGACAUAUGGUUUUGUUGAGCUCAAGGUUCAAGGAGACGGUAACUGUCAGUUCCGUGCACUGUCAGAUCAGUUAUAUCACACACCUGAUAAUCACAAAUAUGUGAGACGACAAGUUGUGAAUCAGCUUAAAUCUCACCCAGAGACAUAUGAAGGAUAUGUUCCCAUGGAAUAUGCUGACUAUUUGAAGAAGAUGUCAAAGAGUGGCGAGUGGGGUGAUCAUGUUACAUUGCAGGCGGCUGCAGACUCGUAUGGCGUAAGAAUUUUUGUUAUAACUUCCUUUAAGGACACUUGUUACAUUGAGAUUCUUCCUAACUUUCAGAAGUCAAAAGGAGUCAUUUUCUUGAGUUUUUGGGCCGAAGUUCACUACAACUCAAUCUACUUACAAGGAGAUCUCCCCUCAGUUGAGGUUCCAAGGAAGAAAAAGUGGCGGAUUUUUGGGAACUAACACAUAUAAGGACGAGCCAAGCUUUCACCAUUAUUGUUGCUGUGGACUUGCCCAAGCUGUUCAAUCGCUCGAAAGACACACCGAGUCCCCUUUGAACCAUCAUAAUAAUGUUUGCUUUCACAGCAAUAUAGUAUCUACUAGUACUUUAUAUUUUAAAAAGAACAUAAAAGGAAGAAGGCAUUAUGAUACUUCUGGCCUGCCCUUGAAUGUUACGAAUAUUCACAGCUCAAAUUUUGCAUACAUGAAAGAAUUCCAACAGGAGUGUACUGUUGUUCAUGCAUAAUUCUUUAUUGAUUCAAACAUAAUCAAUCUCAGUAUUGAGAA